AAAGUUAAGAUUAUUUGUGUGUAAAAACUAAUAAUGGAUAAAUUUACUUCACUCUUUACAAAAAGGGCCGACACUCAAAGAAUGGGCAGAAGAUUUACCUUAAGAAGUCUUCGGCUGUCUUUAAAAUAUAGGCCUGAAAUCUUGAAAUUAGUUUUAAAAAUGAGACAAACUAUUAAAAUGAAGAAUGCUUUACUAAGCAAGUUAGCGCGGCAAUUAAAAAACAAUCUAGCAAGUACAUAUCCUUCGUGUACGCAAACAGAGUUAGACCCACCGCAGAUACAGGAUAGGAUCAAUUUAUUGCAAGGUACUGUAGAUCCAAAAUUGUGCGAUAAAAAUAGUACUCAUACACAAACUCCACUUGAGGAAACAGUAGACUUUAGUCUUACUGGCAGAAAAGAAUACCUCUGUGAUAAAAACAAUUCAUACACUCAAACAACACUCGAAGAAACUGCAAACAAAGAAGAAAAAUUUACACAAGAUUCAUGUACCCAGACAGCUAGUCCAGAUGUUAAAGAAAAUGCAAAAACAGACAGUAAUGAGGUCACAUCAACAGCCUGGGAUAUUCAAAGUGGCGAGAAAACAAAGAGUAUUGCAGAACAAGUAAAGGAGGUGGCACAAAGUGCUUUACAGCAGACCGGCAUGGUAUAUGUGGAGACAGCAGGAAUGUACUAUGACUAUAAAACUGGGUAUUACUACAAUUCUGAACUUGGGCUCUACUAUCACACAGACACUGGCUGUUACUACUAUUAUUCUGAUGAAAAGCAAACUUUUGUGUUUCAUUCUUACCCACAAGAUAAUAGUAGUACAAAUAAGGAACCUUACAAGUCCAAAGAAGUUAAGAAAGCAACAAAACAGAAAAAGAAACAACCAUCAGACGAUAUUGCAAACCUAACGAAACAAUUAAAUCAGGAAAAGGAAGAUGGGCAAACAAAACCAAAACGCAGGAAGAUUAAAAACACAAAUAAGAAACAGGAAGAUUCAAGCAAUAUUAAAGAUCAAGAUGUGAAAAUGGAGAUUAAUAGUGAAGAACACGAAACAGAUCCUCUAAAAGCAGAGGAAAAUAAAUUUGAGGACAAAUUAAAUAGAGAAUUAGAAGAUGGUGAAUGCAGUGAUACAGCAAGUGAAGCAUCUGAUGGUGAAGUUUCAGAUGCAAGCACUUCAACCGCAAGUGACGAUGAAUCAGUAGCGAGGAAUCACCCACCGUGCAUGCGUAUCAUUGUCAGAGAGACUAGUUUAGAGAAACUAAAGGUUGGCAGUCUGUACCUCAUAACUAAGGACGGGGGAACUAUCGGUAGAGAAGGAGACCACCAUGCUUUGGUAUUGAGAGACCAUAAUGUUUCAAGAAACCAUUUACAUUUAAAAUACGACAUGGACGAAAGAAGAUACUUGGCAGUUGAUUUGGGCUCCAAGAAUGGCACUCUUCUCAACGGUGUCCGUAUGUCGGAGAGUCAAAGCACGAGCGUCCCGAAUGAGGUAGUCCAUGGCAGCACUAUACAACUAGGUGAAACGAAGUUACUGUGUCACAUCCACGCUGGGAACGACACGUGCGGCCAUUGCGAACCUGGACUCAUUAUGGGAACGCAAGAGAAGGAGAAGCAAGUGGCUUACACACGUACAUGCAGCGUUCAGAAACAGCACCAACUCGAGCUAGCUCGCUUGAAGAACAAAUACGCUCCGAAACGUUUGGCGAUAGAAGAAACCGCAUAUAACGAUAGGGCGCAAACGAGAAGAGAAAAGGUGGGAUCCUCGCAUCAUUCGGAGAAGACCCAGAGCACUGAUAUCAAUACGUUUAUAGAACCAGAAAACAAAGGUUUCAAAUUGCUGGAGAAAAUGGGCUGGUCGAAGGGCGAGGGACUGGGCAAGGACAGCCAGGGAGACCGGGAGCCGAUUCCAAUGGUCAGCAACGAGGGGAAGACAGGUCUGGGAUCGACGAGUGAACCAAAAGUGAUGGUUUCCAAGACCCUGGGCCCCGCGACACUACGGUUGGCUGCUAAGACCAAGAUGCUCCAACCUCCAGCCAAGGCCUUUCAGCAAGCGGAGGAAGAUUCCGAAUAAACAAAAAUUUAAUCAUUACACAGUUUAAACUAUUGUCAGUCUGUCAUCUGUGUCUAUUUUUAAUAGGAACUAGAAAAAUUUAAAAAGUAUUAAAUGUAUUUCAUUAAAUUUGCACCAAUAUUAUGAUGUUGUUUGGUGCACUUUGCGGAAGUUCAUGUUAUAUAAUUCGUUUGUCCGGUAAGAGGCGUCGGCCAUGGCUAGUUACUACCGUACCGAUAAAGACGUGACACCAAACGCUUUUGCAUACCGGUAUGAUGCCGCGUAAAAACAAUUUUGGUUUUUUUCUUGAAUAUAUUAAUAUAAAAAUAGGCUAGCCCGUCACCGUCUUGACCGCUUACUUUUUUAUAACUUUUAAUUAUAUUAUAAUUCACGGCAAUUGGACUUAUGUUCUAAACAAAGCACAAUUACUAUUAUAGAGUCAACUCCUCUUUAGGAUACUCUCGUAAGCAAAAAGCGUAUUUAGGAUGUAAGCUUGGUGUUGCAUGUAAACUUUUUUUUUUCGAUGAAUAUUAAUGAACAAUUAUAAAAAUACUUUUAUUGAUAAUUUAUAUUAAUGAACAAUUUAUAUAAAUACAGAUCAACAUCCAGAAACUAAAACGCCCAUGUUCAUCAUACGAACAUUUUUCUAGUUUAGGGAAUCGAACCCACAGCCUUUGGCUCAGAAAGCAGGGUCACUACCAACUGCGCCAAUCGGCCGUUAUUUGUAAAUUAACUAUGAAUUAUUACACAUUACUGAUUUUUAUACUUGAUGCGAAUUAUAGCAAAUUAAAGUAUAACGCUCAUUGUAUAUCAUGCGUACUUAUAAUUCAGAAUGAUACUUAAUUUAUGAUUUUAUUUUGAU
Molecule: messenger RNA, 2896 nt
Organism: Pararge aegeria (speckled wood butterfly)
Lineage: Eukaryota; Metazoa; Arthropoda; Insecta; Lepidoptera; Nymphalidae
Product: angiogenic factor with G patch and FHA domains 1-like
Exons: 11
Coding region: 34-2055 (673 amino acids)
Molecular function (GO): nucleic acid binding; protein binding
Source: RefSeq, a predicted model, not a curated record